Molecule: messenger RNA, 3664 nt
Organism: Antechinus flavipes (yellow-footed antechinus)
Lineage: Eukaryota; Metazoa; Chordata; Mammalia; Dasyuromorphia; Dasyuridae
Gene: BCAS3
Product: BCAS3 microtubule associated cell migration factor
Exons: 26
Coding region: 123-2963 (946 amino acids)
Biological process (GO): autophagy; response to starvation
Cellular component (GO): cytoplasm
Molecular function (GO): protein binding
Source: RefSeq, a predicted model, not a curated record
GUUCCGCCGUGGCGUAGGUAGGAGGCGCAGCCUGUCACUCAUCGAAGGGGGACUCUAAACAGUGAGCAAGGCAGACUGAGAGCCCGGUAACCGGCGGGGCAGCCGGUAUUGUGAAAACAGCCAUGGCUACAGAAUCUCCACGAAGGCCCAGCCGAUGUACAGGGGGAGUUGUGGUUCGUCCUCAGGCUGUCACGGAGCAGUCUUAUAUGGAGAGUGUUGUGACUUUCCUUCAGGAUGUUGUGCCACAGGCUUACAGUGGUACACCUCUCACAGAAGAAAAGGAGAAAAUAGUAUGGGUCAGAUUUGAAAAUGCUGAUUUAAAUGAUACAACAAGGAAUAUGGAAUUUCAUGAAAUACAUGGCACUGGAAAUGAACCACCUUUGCUUGUAAUGAUUGGGUACAGUGAUGGAAUGCAAAUUUGGAGCAUACCUAUCAGUGGGGAAGCCCAGGAGCUUUUCUCAGUUCGACAUGGCCCAGUUCGAGCUGCUCGGAUCUUGCCAUCCCCACAGAUAGAACCGCAGAAAUGUGACAACUUUGCUGAGAAGAGGCCUCUGCUUGGUGUUUGUAAGAGUAUUGGAUCUUCUGGUACAAGUCCUCCAUAUUGUUGUGUGGAUUUACAUUCCUUUCGUACUGGGGAGAUGGUGAAGUCCAUUCAGUUCAAGACACCCAUCUAUGACCUCCAUUGCAAUAAACAAAUCCUCGUUGUAGUCUUACAAGAGAAAAUUGCUGCCUUUGAUAGCUGCACUUUCACAAAAAAAUUCUUUGUUACAAGCUGCUAUCCUUGUCCAGGGCCAAACAUGAAUCCCAUUGCUCUUGGAAGCCGCUGGCUUGCAUAUGCAGAAAACAAGCUGAUCCGGUGCCAUCAGUCCCGUGGUGGAGCCUGUGGAGACAACAUUCAGUCCUACACUGCCACAGUCAUUAGUGCUGCCAAAACUCUGAAAACUGGACUGACAAUGGUUGGGAAAGUGGUUACCCAGCUGACCGGUACACUGCCUUCGGGUGUAACUGAGGAGGACGUUGCCAUCCACAGCAAUACUCGUCGAAGUCCCCUGGUCCCAGGAAUUAUCACAGUUAUUGACACGGAGACAGUUGGAGAAGGGCAGGUGCUUGUAAGUGAAGACUCUGAUGGCAAUGGCAUUGUGGCCCAUUUCCCUGCCCAUGAAAAGCCUGUUUGCUGUAUGGCUUUUAACACAAGUGGUAUGCUUCUUGUCACAACAGACACACUUGGUCAUGAUUUUCAUGUCUUCCAAAUCCUGACUCAUCCGUGGUCUUCAUCACAGAGUGCUGUCCAUCAUUUAUACACCCUUCAUAGGGGAGAGACCGAAGCCAAAGUGCAAGACAUCUGUUUCAGCCAUGACUGUCGCUGGGUCGUCGUCAGCACGCUCCGUGGAACCUCUCAUGUUUUUCCCAUCAACCCUUAUGGUGGCCAGCCCUGUGUCCGUACACACAUGUCACCCCGAGUUGUGAACCGCAUGAGCCGCUUCCAGAAAAGUGCUGGCCUGGAAGAGAUUGAGCAGGAACUCACAUCUAAGCAAGGAGGCCGUUGUAGCCCUGUUCCAGGCCUGUCAAGCAGUCCAUCUGGCUCACCUCUUCAUGGAAAACUAAAUAGUCAAGACUCCUACAACAAUUUCACCAACAACAACCCGGGCAAUCCUCGGCUUUCCCCACUCCCUAGUUUGAUGGUAGUGGUACCUCUUGCGCAAAUCAAGCAGCCAAUGACAUUGGGGACCAUCACCAAACGCACAGGGCCUUAUCUGUUUGGAGCGGGGUGUUUUUCCAUAAAAGCUCCAUGCAAAGUUAAACCACCCCCCCAGAUUUCACCCAGCAAAUCAAUGGGAGGAGAAUUCUGUGUGGCUGCCAUCUUUGGAAUGUCCAGAUCCUGGUUUGCAAAUAAUCCUGGUCUGAAACGAGAAAAAGAUCAGUCUAAACAGUUUGUGGUUGAGUCCUUGUAUAUCAUCAGCUGUUAUGGAACUCUGGUGGAGCAUGUGAUGGAGCCUCGGCCACUCAGCACUGCCCCCAAGAUCAGUGAUGACACUCCCCUGGAAAUGGUGACAUCUCCCCGGGCCAGCUGGACUCUAGUGAGAACGCCUCAGUGGAAUGAGCUGCAGCCGCCUUUUAACGCCAACCACCCUCUGCUCCUGGCUGCAGACGCUGUGCAGCACUCUCAGUUCCUGCUUGCCGGCUUAGUUCCUCCUGGAAGUCCUGGACCCAUUACACGUCAUGAAUCCUAUGACAGUUUAGCCUCAGACCACAGCGGACAAGAGGAUGAAGAAUGGCUUUCCCAGGUUGAAAUUGUGACUCACACUGGACCCCAUAGACGUCUGUGGAUGGGUCCCCAGUUUCAAUUCAAAACCAUUCACCCUUCCGGCCAAACCACAGUCAUAUCAUCAAGUUCCUCUGUGCUGCAGUCUCAUGGCCCAAGUGACACUCCCCAGCCCCUUUUGGAUUUUGAUACUGAUGACCUGGAUCUCAAUAGCCUCAGGAUCCAGCCAGUCCGCUCUGACCCAGUCAGCAUGCCAGGGUCGUCUCGUCCCGUCUCUGAUCGAAGGGGAGUUUCUACAGUGAUCGAUGCUGCCUCAGGUACCUUUGAUCGGAGUGUGACCCUGCUGGAAGUGUGCGGAAGCUGGCCCGAAGGCUUCGGCCUCCGCCACAUGUCCUCCAUGGAGCACACCGAAGAAGGCCUCCGGGAGCGGCUGGCUGACGCCAUGGCUGAAUCUCCAAGCCGGGAUGUCGUGGGAUCGGGAACAGACACAGCCCUUGACGUAGCAGUAAAAAACAUCACCCCCGAGAGACACAUGGCUGUGAAAUGUUUUGAGCUGCAGCGAGAGGGAAGCAUCGAGACUCUGAGUAACAGCUCAGGCUCCACCAGCGGCAGCAUCCCGCGCAACUUCGACGGCUACCGGUCUCCUCUCCCCACUAACGAAAGCCAGCCCCUCAGCCUCUUCCCCUCGGGCUUCCCUUAGCCUCCUCCGACAGCAGCAGCUCUGUUUCCAGGCAGCCUCCCCAUCACCCCCCCCACCCCCUGCCCCGGGAGGGGAGGACCUGGGACUGGGGAUGCUUUCCAGCCUCUGCUCUUUCCACUGACCGCCCUGCCCUGCCCAAGCACAUGAUGAAGAACCCGGCCCGCUUCCCCUGUCUGGCGAGGCGAGGAGGCCCCGCUGGCUCUGUGGCCGCCCUCCCGUGCCCGGCCGGGGGAGACUCCGGAAGCGCAGCUCCCCCUCCUCGCUGCACAGGCUGUUACGCACUGGAUCGGGUUUUGCAUUUCCCAACCCCUGAAGGGGACGGCCCUUGAGUCCCGCCGCAGAGCCCAGGGAAGACGGAUCUACCCGGCCCAGGAUCUGGCUUCUCGAGGCCGAGUGGCCACCGUCCUUCUUCCCUGUGAUCUAACAAAGCAUCGCUUUGCUGUUUCCCUUCGCCCCUCACCCUCCCGUCGCCACACAAACUGAGGCCAGGAGCAUCAUGGAAAAUGGAGGGAGAAGAAAGCGUCUCUCUUCCAGCCCUCUUGCCCCUUUGGCUCAUGGGAAGAAUUGGUAUUUCUUAUAGUUCCCUGUUUUACCCUAAUCUUGUAUUAAGAUUCAACUCCUCUCUUUGGUGAAGGAAGCCAUGGUUAUUGAAACUCUGUAAAGAAGUGCACGUCUUGUCCAAUAAAUCAAGCUGAAAUCGG